AUGUCUACCCUGUCCGAACCUCGCCGGCCACGCCUCCUGCCCCAGAACCGCAAGCUCCGACAUCUGAAGGGUCUGUCGCUGCGCAACCUCUGCUUCGCUCCCGCGCAUCGCCAAACCACCGACGAUGCCGUCAUCGGCCGCAGCCCGCACCGUGCGAAGCUCGAGGCCCUCCACGAAGCCGGCUCCCUGGUUCACUCGCGGUCCUCAGAGCACCUUAGGCCGAACGCGCUGAGGUCCUCUUCGUCCAAUGUCCUGAGGCCGCCCAAAGCUCGUAGGACCAGCCUAAGCCUCGGCUCGACACAGCUGAACCUGCAAUCCAGACAGAAGAAACUCGAGGAGCUCGUGGAAGCCGCGGUUGGCGACGUCUUCUUCACGCUGCAUGUGACGGAUGUCGAGGACCCGGUCUACAUCAGCGAAGUGUGCGAGAGGUCAGCGAACUUCGACUUCCAAUUCUUCGAUUUGUCGAACCGCCAACCAUCCAUAUCCCGCACGCACCGGCUCACGAUCCGACUCUGGGCGAAGCGACCUAAAGAUGCGUGGAGCUUUUUGCUGGAGGAGAUUAUUGACUUGCGCCAGCUCAACUUUAUCGGAACCCUCCUCGAUAGACGAUACCCUCCAAAUGCAUUGGUCUUCCACCUUGAAGAUGGUGUGUACUCGUUCGACUUCCCGAACAAGAUAUCCGACCCUAAACAGAUCCCGCCCAUCCCGACCUCGUCGUACAAUGCGCUGAUGAAGCUCGCCAACCUGGAAAGCUCAAUUGAGGACGCGAUCGAGACACAGAAGCACAUCAUGCACCAGAUCAAUAACAUACUGCAAGAGGACCCCCCUGAUUCAUCCGACAUGGCGCAAGAGGACGUAAAAGUCGCAAACGCCUAUGUUUCAGCCCAGCAACGGGCCAACGCCAUCGCCCGGCGCAAACGAGACGAGCUUAGAGAGUCGCUCGCCAACCGCCGAGCGGCAAUUGCAAAGGGAAGAGAGCAGCAGGCCGAGGCGGAGGAGGACAUUGCCAACAACCGCCAGCAGCUGGAGGCGUCCAAGCAGCUCGUCGAGCAGACCGAGCGGCAGAUCCAUGGGCAGCGCCGCCGUAUCUGCUCCGAGCUGUCAGAGAUAUUCCCCAUCACCCCCAUCCCCAACGCGCCGCCCCUGUCCUUCCAGAUCUGCAACAUACCUCUGCCAAAUUCAGUCUACGACGCGACCAUAGCCCGUACCAUUAGCGAGGAUACGCUGUCCGCUGGUCUUGGCCUCGUUACCCUCCUCACCAAACAUCUCCAGUUCUAUCUAUCACAUCAUAUCCCCUACCCUCUCUACCCGUAUGGUUCCCGCUCCUCCACUCGCGACGACAUAUCCCAUCUCCCCGAUUCAAAAUCCACCACCCGUGAUUUCCCACUCUACCUUCCCCGUGGCGGCUCUACAACGGGCCAGUGGCGCUUCGAGUAUGCCUGGUUCCUCCUCAACAAGGACAUCGAGGCGCUCUGCGCUUCCCAGGGCCUCAAGGUGGUGGAUAUCCGCCACUCCCUCCCCAACCUAAAAUACCUUUUAUACGUUUGCAGCGCCGGCUCAGAGGACGUCCCCGAGCGCAAAAAGGGCGGCGUGAGGGGCCUGUGGCUCGGCCGGCUCAUGAGCAGAAACUCCCUUGCGCCCCCGUCCGUCGAUGGCGAGAGCAGCCGGAGGGGAAGCACAGACAGCCAAGCUACCCUCCAUCCCCACGGCGACGUGCUGCGUAGCCCCGUCAAGGAGAACGGGGCCAGCGUGGAGGGGCUCCCGCUCCCGUUCGCGGAGAGCGAUGUCAACUUCACGCUGCGGACAAAGGGGCUGAGGGAGAAUGUCGCGUGA
Clonostachys rhizophaga is the source of this 1833-nucleotide messenger RNA. NCBI's taxonomy places the organism in Eukaryota, Fungi, Ascomycota, Sordariomycetes, Hypocreales, Bionectriaceae. The record is from the annotation of a GenBank genome assembly.